Molecule: messenger RNA, 1270 nt
Organism: Brassica napus (rape)
Lineage: Eukaryota; Viridiplantae; Streptophyta; Magnoliopsida; Brassicales; Brassicaceae
Product: brix domain-containing protein C4F8.04-like
Exons: 6
Coding region: 172-567 (131 amino acids)
Biological process (GO): protein targeting to vacuole; Golgi to vacuole transport; rRNA processing
Cellular component (GO): endosome membrane; AP-3 adaptor complex
Molecular function (GO): rRNA binding
Source: RefSeq, a predicted model, not a curated record
UUGAACAAACAAGUCGAUCAACUAAAACUACUUAGACCACGAUUAACGGUGGUUCUUAAAGGGGGUCUUAGGUUAAUUUGCAAUUAAAAAAAAUUAUGAAUUAACUUAAGCGUCGGGUCUUAAUUAGGCGAAAGAAGGAUCAGCUCUUGGAGGACAUGUGUUGUCGUUUGCAUGACUUUGUCUAACGGAUCUCUCCACCAAAUCCGUCGCCGCCCUCCAGAAACUCUCCUUCCUCGCUGCGGCGUCGGCAUGGCUUGGGCGGCCUUCCACGCCGUGGAGGUCGUUUCCUCAUCUCGAUUCGCGCAUAAGAGGAUCGGUUACCACGCGAUUGCUCAGUCGUUCAACAAUCAGACGCCGGUUCUGCUUAUGAUCACGAACCAGCUCAGGAAGGAAACAGUUCGAACGAGUACGAGAGAGCCUGAUGCGCUCCUUAUCAUUGGUUUGCCAAACGGUCCUGCUGCUCAUUUCAAGUUGUCAUAUCUUGUUCUAAGGAAGGAUAUCAAGAACCAUGAAAACCUUACAAGCCAUGAACCGGAGCUGGUUUUAACAACUUCACAACUCGUUUAGGAAACUGUGUUGGGAGGUUUUUUCAAUCACUCUUUCCUCAAGAACCUAACUUCCGUGGUAGGAGAGUUGUAACGUUCCAUAACCAGCGUGACUUUAUAUUUUUCAGACACCAUCGUUACAUAUUGGACAUAAAGAAAGACAAACAAAGUGGUGCGAAAGGAAAAAAAGGUGUUGCUAAAGAGAGAGUGAAGGAUGCUAGACUGGAGCUAGUUUGGGUUUCUAGAGCGCUGCUUAUUGAUCCUACUUUGCUUGGUAAAUUUUUUUUUUUUCUUAAGAGCAUCUUUAUCCAAGGAUACCAGAGGGGUUCUUAGCAUGUGGGUUCCGCGUAGGACCCAUUUUUUUUUUAAGAAACCGGUUACCAAAACUACCAAAUAGUAGUUGGUCCUUAAGGGUUUCUUACACUGUUCACGGGCUCCACUGACACGCGGCGGACCGCAAUUGGUUCGUUUUUAAUUUUUUUUCUAAAUUCGAAAAAUUAAAAAAAAAAAAAAAUUAAGAAACCACAUUUGGGAUUUCUGGGAUAAUGAUGCUCUAAGAACUUUUUAUUUAAGAACCUACCAUUGGAGCAACAAAACUAAAUGUUUCUUGACAAAAGUUCUUAAUAUACAUUUAUUACUAAAAUAUUCAUUAAAAACCCUUAAUGGGGUUCUAUGGUUAAUCAUGAUAUCAGCAUCUUUCAAUUUCAACAUUGUCCUUUUUUAAC